Messenger RNA from Folsomia candida, 937 nucleotides. Its product is annotated as ras-like GTP-binding protein Rho1. Bases 336 to 911 code for a protein of 191 amino acids. The transcript has 2 exons. Gene Ontology annotation, biological process: small GTPase-mediated signal transduction; cell migration. The record is from RefSeq and is a predicted model, not a curated record. Gene Ontology annotation, molecular function: GTPase activity; GTP binding. Lineage: Eukaryota; Metazoa; Arthropoda; Collembola; Entomobryomorpha; Isotomidae.
GCAAUCCUCCAGUAGUAGAUAUUAUUACAUAUUAUCUUAUUCACAGUAUGAACUCAUGUAUAUUUAUUUAACGAUAAAGGAAUAGAUUAUCUAAUAAAUAUUCAUCACAAUAACGACUCGCUAAGUACCACUAAUGAUAAGAGCAAGCGGUGUAUACUCAACUCCUCAUCAUGAUUGAAUUAUUCACGAGCUCGGCACGAAACAAUGUUCCACACGUGGGGAUCACAGAUUUUUGGUCAAUCCGAAAAUUAUUUUUGCUAGAUUUUUAAGAGACUUGAGAGAGUACAUAUAUCUUGAAAAUACAGACACGACUGUACAGCGACUGUUUUUAUACCAUGGACAAAACUAAUACACUAAAAAUUACAAUUGUGGGGGAUGUGGCUGCAGGAAAAACGUGGUUGUGGCAAUCGUACUUUCAAAACCGGAAACCCCCGUACGUUCAAACCAUGUUUGACAAUUAUAGUACUUCUGUUUUGUACAAUGGACAAGAGGUGCUAAUUUCUUUAUUUGAGAUGUGUGGAGAUGAAGAGUACGCCGAGUUACGAAAAGUUAUUUAUCCUGGAACAAAUGUUGUCAUUUUGUGCAUAGCAGUAGAUAAUCCUGAAUCAGUUGCAAAAUCGGGAAACUUUGGCAGUCUUGAAAGGUGGUCGCUAGAAUUAAAGGACAAUUGUAAAGGAAUUCCCAUUGUCAUUGUGGGAACAAAAAAGGACUUAAGAGGUGAUCCAGUUGUACUUCGGCGACUCGGGGAAAAUAAGUUAAAGCCACUAAAAUACAAGGAUAUUAUUAAAGCUACCAAAAAGUUUAAGAACGCAAUCGCCUUGGAUUGUUCUUCUAUUUCAAAAGAUGGUGUUCAAGAUGUGUUCAAAGCUGUUGUUAAAUUGGGAUUACGAAAUAAAUCUUACAAUAAAUAAUUCACUCAGUUUAUAUACAAAAUAAA